AUGAGAGCCGCCGACUCAAAUCCUCAACCCCGCAAUCUCGCAUUGGCAAUUGUGUCAUACCAGAACGGUUACGGCAUGUCAUUCGACAAGACGUCUGGAAUUCGAACAGGUUACCUCAUUCAGUCCAUCAUGGCUAUCUCCAUCCUGACAUCCGUGAUGAUGAACCAGCCGCUGCGCUCUACUCCCAUGCGGCCGGUCCAAGUCAAAAUAUGGAAGUUGUCAGGUACACCAGAGUAUUUCCCGAGCGCGGCAUUGAGGGACCAUCGACAUUCAAAACAUCCCAGCUUUAUGGCCGGUGUGCUCCUGACGUGGAAGCUCGCUUCCAACGAUGGGCAGCAGACAGAGCUGCCCUACAUCAACGUCAAGCGCGCACGAACGUUGACAAAUUGA
Fonsecaea multimorphosa CBS 102226 is the source of this 390-nucleotide messenger RNA. RefSeq lists its product as uncharacterized. The record is from RefSeq and is a predicted model, not a curated record. The coding region runs from base 1 to 390 and encodes 129 amino acids. NCBI's taxonomy places the organism in Eukaryota, Fungi, Ascomycota, Eurotiomycetes, Chaetothyriales, Herpotrichiellaceae. The transcript has a single exon.